Felis catus (domestic cat) is the source of this 2489-nucleotide messenger RNA. RefSeq names its product arginine vasopressin receptor 2 (gene AVPR2). NCBI's taxonomy places the organism in Eukaryota, Metazoa, Chordata, Mammalia, Carnivora, Felidae. The record is from RefSeq and is a predicted model, not a curated record. Gene Ontology annotation, cellular component: membrane. The transcript has 4 exons. The coding region runs from base 989 to 2164 and encodes 391 amino acids. Gene Ontology annotation, molecular function: peptide binding; vasopressin receptor activity. Gene Ontology annotation, biological process: regulation of systemic arterial blood pressure by vasopressin; positive regulation of vasoconstriction; G protein-coupled receptor signaling pathway.
GCCCGAAGCCCCUGGCAGGGAAGCCCCACUGUCAGGCCGUCCACACGGUGUGGGAACACGGGUGUUUAUCUGUGUCUACGUCAAGUGUGAGUGCCUUUGCGGGCAUAUGGCUGUUGCACACACUCGGGCGUGUCUGUGUCUGUGCGUGUUACAGAGAGAGAGAGACAGAGAUCUGAAGCCUCCUUCUCUGACGACAGGUAGCUGCAGGUGGGGCAGGAGGAGGGGGGUGUCCCUGGCCCCCACAGGACCCUGGGGAGGAAGCUGGCUCUCACAGGGGCACAUUAAGCCCUGGCUUGUACCCACCCCACACCCUCCCUUCCUGUGCCUCAUCUCCGGCAGCCCUAAUUGAGGAGGGGCGGGCCCUUCAUAGGCCUGGGAGGAGCCACCACUCUGUAGUGGGGACUCCACGCGAGCUCUCACCCCUUCCUCGCCCUGGCCCAAGAGGGACAGCAGGAGCCUGGCUGGGGAAAGGAGUCAAGCUGUGCCACAAAAAAGCUGCGUGAUCUUCAGUCAGCCCCGCCUAUCUCUGGCCUCAGUUUCCCCACUUAUGAAAUGGAGCUGAGCUACCUGAUCUCCCACAGCCCUGCCACCUAGUAAGGUGGGCCCUGUGGGGGCAGAGGCAGGCAGGGGUUGAGGGGGAUGGCCAAGCUGAGGACCCGCCUGGGAGGGUCCAGGCCCUCAGGGGCUGGGGGGUAGGAGUCUUGGGGACAGACCUGGGAGGGCAGGGACAGGAAAGGCAGCACAGGAGGCCAGGGGACUACUUCCCGCCGCCACAGGCAGGAGGCCAGGAGAGGCACGUGGGGGAGGAGAGGGAGAGGAAGUCCCCUCCUGGGCAGGUCACUCCCAGAGGCCGGGCUGGGGCGGGGCAGGCGAUGGAGAGCAGAUCCGAGCUCUCGGGCCACCUUCUGCGCCUGCCACUGCCCAGCUGCCCGGAGCCCAGACAGCCCAGCCAGGCGCUCAAGACACCUGCCCGAGCUCCACCACGCUUAUGGCAUCCAGCAGCACGUCUGGUAAGGCUCCAGCCCCUGGGCCCCUACCCAUCCCCCACCAAUCCCUCCACCGGGAUGAGCCAGCCGUGCCCCGGCCCCUCUCUCGACCUGUUCCACCUGGCAACGGCAGCAAGGAGGAGCUGUCGGAUACCCGGGACCCACUGCUGGCCCAGGCGGAAUUGGCCCUGCUCUCCACAGUCUUUGUGGCCGUGGCCCUGAGCAAUGGCUUGGUGCUGAGCGCCCUAGUGCGCCGGGGCCGGCGGGGUCGCUGGGCGCCCAUGCACGUCUUCAUUGGCCACUUGUGCCUGGCCGACCUGGCCGUGGCUCUGUUCCAAGUACUGCCCCAGCUGGCAUGGGAUGCCACCGACCGCUUCCGUGGGCCCGAUGCCCUGUGCCGGGCAGUCAAGUACCUGCAGAUGGUGGGCAUGUACGCCUCCUCCUACAUGAUCCUGGCCAUGACGCUGGAUCGCCACCGCGCCAUCUGCCGCCCCAUGCUGGCAUACCGCCACGGAGGCGGAGCCCGCUGGAACCGGCCGGUGCUGGUGGCCUGGGCCUUCUCGCUCAUUCUCAGCCUGCCCCAGCUCUUCAUCUUCGCCCAGCGUGACGUGGGAGACGGUACUGGGGUCCUUGACUGCUGGGCCCGCUUUGCUGAGCCCUGGGGCCUCCGAGCCUAUGUCACCUGGAUCGCCUUAAUGGUGUUUGUGGCGCCUGCCCUGGGCAUCGCUGCCUGCCAGGUGCUCAUCUUCCGGGAGAUUCACGCCAGCCUGGUGCCGGGGCCGGCAGAGAGGGCCAGGGGCUGCCGUGGGGGGCGCCGGACAGGCAGUCCCAGUGAGGGGGCCCGGGUGUCAGCAGCCAUGGCCAAGACCGUGAGGAUGACGCUGGUGAUCGUGAUUGUGUACGUGCUGUGCUGGGCGCCCUUCUUCCUCGUGCAGCUGUGGUCGGCGUGGGACCCCGAGGCGCCCCGGGAAGGGCCCCCCUUCGUGCUGCUGAUGUUGCUGGCCAGCCUCAACAGCUGUACCAACCCCUGGAUCUAUGCCGCCUUCAGCAGCAGCGUCUCCUCUGAGCUGCGCAGCCUGCUCUGCUGGGCCCGGAAACGGGCCCCCCCCAGCCCGGGGCCCCCCGAGGAGUCCUGCGCCACCGGCAGCUCCUUCCUGGCCAAGGACACUUCCUCCUGACAAGCCAGGCGGCGCCUUCCUUCUAGAGGCUCUGCGACACUCAGCCACCUACCUGGAGCUGGCCCCGGGAGCCCCUGGGGAAAGGGGUCCCUCUGGGACUUGGCUGUGGCACUAAGAGCCAGAGGUCAGCUCCUUGGUGCUGGGUGUGGGGACAGGCUCCGGCGGCGGCAGCAGCGCGGUGGCACAGGGCUCCCACCCCAGCCGGUGCCUUCCCGGAGACGGAGGUCCCAAGGAGCCCAGGAGGAAGGAAAGGGGGCAGGGCCUCGCUCGCCCCCCUGGCCCUCCCCUCUCGCUCUCCUGAAUAAAAGUUCCAGCUCAUUUUCCA